UUCAAUUUCGUUCUGUCCAAAACAUUCAUGGUCGAUCCUUCAUUUUGUUUCUAAUUUUAGAAAUGUUCAGUUCAUUGGUGAUCCUCGCGUUCUGAAAUUGUAGGAGGGACAGUUGUGUAUCAUAUCGUAGUAACAUAAUUUUCUUUCCUUUCAUGGAAGUGAUUUCCGUACAUGGGAGUGAUACAAAUUUUCUCAGGCUGACAUCCGAAAACCCUGAGAGCGUUUCAUCCCACAUAUUUCCAGGAUCGUGAGAAAAUGGCAGAAGAUACCCAACAAGGGCCGUAUCUAGUUCAGGCUGUUUAUUCAUUCAAAGGGAAAAAUAAUGAUGAGCUAUGUUUCAAGAAAGGCGAUAUAAUUACUUUGACACAACUCGAUGAAGGGGGUUGGUGGGAAGGAACUCUGGGCGAUAAGACAGGCUGGUUUCCAUCCAAUUAUGUCAAGGAGUACAAAACUCAAGCCGACACUCUGAGCUCAGCUAAACUUUCACCAGUAAAUUUCACAUCUCAACAAGCAAUAAACCGUGCAGUUGUUUUAAAGGACAUGAUCGAUUCAGAACAAGCAUACGUUGCAGAGCUACAAGCGUUGUUUUCAAAUUUCCUUCAUCCUCUAGAAAAUUCAAAAAUCAUGACAUCUGAAGAAUACAAACAGUUGGUGGGAAACAUCACAGAAAUAAUCAAGAUGCAUCAAGAGCUGAUGGCAACUCUCGAAGAAUGCGCCUCCCGUCCGUCCAGUGAUCAGAGGGUCGGAAAAAUAUUCCUUAAUUCUGCGCCUCACUUGAAACAAGUGCAUAUGGUUUAUUGCUCAGGGCAUCCGAAAGCCGUGUGCAUCUUGGAAAAAUACAAGGACGAUUUGGGUCAGCUGAUGGAAUCUUGCGGCGCUGCAUCUCCCGGUCUAUUGGUUCUCACCACAGCCCUUAGCAAACCAUUCAGACGGCUAGAGAAAUAUUGCGGUAUGUUGCAAGAGUUAGGCCGCCAUGUAGAAGAGAACCAUCCUGAUCGCGGCGACAUCCUACGCUCUGUCAGUGUCUACAAAGAUAUCGCUUCCAGUUGCUCAGUUACUCGAAGGCAAAAGGAGCUGGAGCUGGAAGUUCUUAGAGGUGGUGUAAGAGGUUGGGAAGGAGAAGACCUCGUUACUUUAGGUGAAAUUCUCCAUAUGGGAUCUGUUGCUGUCGGGCCACAGCACACAGACCGUUACCUACUUUUAUUCCAAUCUAUGCUGGUCAUUUUGUCCGUCUCCCACCGAAUGAGCGGAUUUAUCUAUGAAGGAAAAUUACCUUUGACUGGAAUCACUGUAAAUAAACUAGAAGACUCUGAAGUCUACAAAAAUGCCUUCGAAAUAAUUGGACCAAUGAUAGAUAAAAUUGUUGCUGUGUGCCAAACGAAAGAAGACCAGCAAACAUGGGUAGAAAAAAUCCGUUUCUACUCAAAAAAUUUGAAAAAGACCGGAUCGCCAUCAAGCUACCCCAGCAGCUCAUUGCGACUGAUAGCCCCUGCCCCGUCUCCGUCUCGAAGUAUCACUCCAGUAAAACAAACCACGAGCACAAAUAAACGAGCUACAUGGAGUAUUACCUGUCUUCGGCCUUUACCUCCUCACAACCCGCUUUCGUCCCGUGAUGAAAAGUCUCCCAGAAGCCCUAAAAAAUUGGUCGAUUUGUCUUAUGAAGAAGAUGCACAAAUUCUCCGAGUAAUAGAAGAAUAUUCCACUUGCACUAAAACCCGCCACAAUAUCAACUCUGUUGAUCUCGGUAGCCUGUACGCUUCUGCUGCCUCCCCAUGUCGCAAUUGGUACAAUCACAAACCAACCCGCAGAGCCUCAGCCUGGUGCUGUGGUAGCCAUCUCCUUCUUCGCACUUUGGCCAAACAACAUCUUGAAUAGGAGAACGGAAUUGAAAUACUUAGCUCAAGCUUUUUUCCUGACAAGACAAAAUUUUCCGAAAAGUGCAUUUCCUGUGACUCAAAAGGUUCCUGCAAGCCUGUAGUUUGCUAAUAAAUUAUUAAUACUCCCUCAGAUAAUACAGGAACAGACGUGCGUCAACGCUUAGUUUGCAAAAACUUUUACAAAACGGAAUAUGUAUUCCUUAUGCUGAACAAAUAAUCUUAAAUUCCAGUUUGUGAACAUUGAGUAUGUUACUAAUUUAAUAGACCAAGUUUAUCAACAGUAAGUCCAAUCAUUUUGAAAAUUUUUAAAACGAAAAUAUUGAAUUCAACUCGCCGAACUUUUUUAAAUAAUCAUAUUUAUAAUUACUGUGAUGCAUGACUUAAGGACUGAAACAUGUCUUGAUUUUGUAUACAAAUGAAGCGAAUUGUGUUGAUGAAUGUCCAAACUAGAUGUUUUCACUAUAUAAAAUUGGUGCUUAAGACAGUCGCACAAGUGAAACCAUCAUUAUAAACAGUCUAAUAAACACAGGUAUCAAAAUGCAAACAGAACACUCAAAAGAACAAAUCUCAAAAAAGUUUACCACUUGCUCUUCAUUGGCUUUUACUCUAGCAGCUGUUGUCAGACUUACAAACUUAUUCAAAAUCAAUUCUUUGAAUUGCUCGAAUAGGUUUUCGGGAAAAUGUUGCCACUUCGCCUUUUAACCUAACUCUCAAGGCUUUUAGGGCAGAGGCUUAGAUGGGUUGUCUCUGAACAAAUGAUCAAGGUUAUUUGAUAUUUUUUAGUCACUCAAUAGUUUUCUGCCUUUAUACUUUCCUUUGUCAAGAGAGCAAGUACUAAUUCUGUCAUAGGGAAAUUAAUUUCAGUGCCAUGAUAACCUUUAAGUCUUUACCAAAAGCAGGGCUGAAAAUUGUGUCAAACUUGAAAUCCUCAAAUUUUGCCAAUUUUUACUCAUUCCACGAUGUUCCUGAUUAUAAAUUGAUUUGAAAGCGAUAAAUUAACAAUAUAAAAGCAUCUUAACAAAACUUUUUCCCCGUUUCUUCUAAGAAGUAAGAACCUGUCCUAUGAAUGUAAAAUUAUAAAUUUACAACUCCAGGGAAUGAGUUAAAAGCUUCAUUUUGAAUUGCUCAAUAUUACUGAUUUUCGCACGGUUUAGCCAAAAUUAAUUAUCCAGCAAAUACGUUAAUCAAAAGCAUGUCAAUAAUUGUGCAAUCUACAUGUAAUACUAAUGUGGCAAGGUAGGAUCUUGAAAAUGGAAGAAGUAGGACAACUCAAGGAAAAAGUCUCGAAAGAUAAGACAUGAUAUGGGGAGUCAUAGUCUGGCAACUCAGAUUAAUGUCAUUUCUGACCAACGCUGGGGCUCUAGUGAAUGUUGUCUUUUUUCUAUUUUUAUUAUGUGCCAUUGAGUAACUUUAUUUGGAGUUAUAAUUCCUCUAACCACAAUAAUUUCCCUUUCACUUCUGCCUCAUAAUUAAAAGUGAAAGGGUUUAAUGUCUUAUCCUUAAGUAUCAGUAUUAUUGUAUGUAUUCACCUGUUACGUAGUUCUGAUGUAUUUAUUUUUUAAUUUGUAUUUUUUACAAAAAAUUGUUGCUUUUUAUAUGAGAGACAAAUAAUUUAAUACAGUAAGUUUUUUAUUUUA
Bemisia tabaci is the source of this 3514-nucleotide messenger RNA. RefSeq names its product Rho-type guanine nucleotide exchange factor. The record is from RefSeq and is a predicted model, not a curated record. Gene Ontology annotation, cellular component: cytoplasm. Gene Ontology annotation, molecular function: guanyl-nucleotide exchange factor activity; protein binding. Lineage: Eukaryota; Metazoa; Arthropoda; Insecta; Hemiptera; Aleyrodidae.